Molecule: messenger RNA, 1146 nt
Organism: Hippopotamus amphibius kiboko
Lineage: Eukaryota; Metazoa; Chordata; Mammalia; Artiodactyla; Hippopotamidae
Product: pregnancy-associated glycoprotein 2-like
Exons: 9
Coding region: 1-1146 (381 amino acids)
Biological process (GO): proteolysis
Molecular function (GO): aspartic-type endopeptidase activity
Source: RefSeq, a predicted model, not a curated record
AUGAAGUGGCUUUGGAUCCUCGGCCUGGUGGUCUUCUUAGAGUGCUUAGUCAGAAUCCCCUUAAUGAAGAUCAAGACCUUGCGAGAAACCCUCAUGGAGAAAAACCUGGUGACAUAUUUCCUGGAGGAGAACACAGAUGUACAGUCCCAGAAUGUCACUGAUGACCCCCAAUUUACUCUUCUACCCCUGAGGAAUGCCAUGGCUCUGGUCUACUUUGGAAACAUUACCAUUGGAACACCCCCUCAAGAGUUCACAGUCAUCUUUGACACCGGCUCAUCUGACUUGUGGGUGCCCUCAAUCUACUGUUCCAGUCCCAUCUGCCGUGCAAGCAGGCUCUUCAACCCUCACUUAUCCACUACCUUCCAGCACACAUGCAAGGUCUUCGAAUUCAAAUAUGGCUCUGGGACGAUUGUUGGAUCUCUUGGCUAUGACACCGUUCGGAUUGGGAACCUUGUCAACCUGGGCCAGGUAUUUGGCCUGAGCAAGAGGCAGAUUGGGUUUGAAGUUGCACCCUUUGAUGGCAUCCUGGGCCUGGCCUAUCCCAGCCUUGCCCUUGAAGGUACCACCCCCGUCUUCGACAACCUGAAGACACAAGGCGUCAUUUCUCAGCCUGUAUUUGCCUUCUACUUGAGCAACCAGAAGGACAAUGACAGUGUGGUGAUGUUUGGAGGGGUGGACCACAGCUACCACAGAGGGCAACUCAAGUGGAUACCAGUGUCCAAAACCCACUUCUGGCAGAUAGCCAUGAACCGCAUCACCAUGAAUGGGGUGGCUGUUGGUUGUUUCAACGGCUGCCAGGCCUUUCUGGAUACUGGGACCCCGUUGCUGCUUGGCCCAACUAGACUGGUCACCACCAUCCAGAAGUUCAUCAACGCUACACCUUCGGGUCGAGAGUACGAGGUUCCAUGUAGUUCUAUCACUCAACUGCCUCCCUUCAUCUUCGACAUCAGUGGCAAUGAAUAUCCAGUGCCCGCUCAAGCCUACAUCUGGAAGAAUCCCCAGGGCCGCUGCCUCAGCAACUUUCGAGGGGACAAUCACCACUCAAACAAGGUGGAGACUUGGGUCCUGGGUCACGUCUUCCUGAAGCUGUAUUUCUCAGUUUAUGAUCGGGGAAACAACAGGAUUGGCCUGGCUCCCGCAGUGUAA